CGGUAUAAACAGAUAAUGUCUUCAGACUUACAAUAACUCUGCUUGAUUAUAUAGUUUCAGCUUUUAAACAAAAUAUUCAAUUUAAUUCAAGAACCAUCAAAGUGACACCAAUUAAGUCAUAAUGUUCUCAAACAAAACGACCUUUGACUAUACUACAAAAAUAUGGUCAGGAGCUGAAAAGAAAACUGAUAUUCCAGAAAAAUGGUCUUGUUUGGGGGAGGCUAUUUUUGAAAAUAUGAAAAACAAUCCGGAAAAUAUUUUACAGAUCUCAGAUACAGAUGGAAUAAGUUUAACAAACAAAGAAAUGCUCACAAUGAGUAUUCGAAUUGCUCAAAAUUUAAAAAUAGCUGAUGGAUCUAUUAUAGGCAUUAUGGCUACAAGUUCGACUUAUCAAGCCUCCGUUCUUAUAGCAUCAUGGUUAAAAGGAAUUAUUUUUCAUCCAAUUAGUACAAAUUUUGAUCAAAAAACCACUCAACAUGUUUUUGGAAUUUCCAGACCGGCAGUAAUUUUUUGCGAUGCAAAUAAUUAUGAAACACUUAUGGCUGCUUGCGAUGAUAUUAAUCUACAUCCAAAGGUCUAUACGAUAAAAGGUCGAGUUAAGGGUGUCGAUUGUUUGCAUGAUCUUAUGGAACCCACAGGAGAAGAAGAUGAUUUUCGACCAAAAAAAUGCAACCCAGAUGACACAACUGUGAUAAUGGGAUCAUCAGGCACAACUGGACUACCCAAGGGAGUUUGUAUUUCCAAUAAAUCUCUCCGAAAAAUGAUUACGUUUUCUAGUACAUUACCAAAUGGUGCAGUAGUUUUUGCAUGUUGCAAUGUUGACUGGAUAACUGGUAUGAUAUUCCUCUUAUUCAGUACAUUGUGUUGUGUGACAAAAAUCUGCACCGAAGAAGAAUUCUCUCCACAAUUGUUACGAAAACUCAUUGAAAAGUACAAAAUCAACGUCGUUAUGAUGUCGGGAUCAUGCAUGUCAAGAUUCAUCAAAAGUGGUGAGGCUGAACUUUGUGACUGUUCCAGUUUGAUAUUAUUUGCAGUUGGUGGAGGUAAUGUCUCUCAUCCGAUGUACCUUAAAAUGCAAGAGUACGUUAGCCAUGGUGUUGUCUUAAAUACCUACGGUGGAACUGAAUUUGGAGGAGUAACUGUGGGUUUGAAUCUUGAGAAACCAAAAAAUGUCGGUCAACUCAAUCCAGAAGUAAAAGUAAGAAUUGUUGAUGAGGACGGUAACAAUUUGGGUAUUGGAGAAGUUGGAGAUAUUCUAGUGAAGAACAAUAAUCCUUGGAAAGGAUAUUAUGGAAACCCAAAAGAAACACAAAAUAUGAUUGAUCCCGAAGGUUGGUUUCACACAGGUGAUGUUGGAUUAUUUGACGAAGAUGGUGAUUUGUUUCUGGUCGAUAGGAAGAAGGAAAUCAUGAAAUACAGAGGUUUUCAUUAUUCAGCACAAGAAGUUGAAAAUUCCAUUUUAGGAUUAGGCGAUAUAGCAGAAGUUUGUGUUUUUGGAACUAGACAUGAUGAAUUUGAAGAUCUUGCAACGGCGGCAAUUAUAAGGAAAACUGGAAGUAGUUUAACAGAAAAUGAGAUUAAAGACCAUGUUGCAAAAGAACUAUCACAACAAAUGUGGUUGCAUGGAGGAGUAUAUUUUGUGGAGAAUAUUCCCAAAACAGCUAGUGGAAAAUAUCAAAGAAGUAAGAUCAGAGAUUUAUGUUUGGGAAAUGGAAUUAAAUAAAAUACAAAUUCAAAACAAA
Molecule: messenger RNA, 1742 nt
Organism: Episyrphus balteatus (marmalade hoverfly)
Lineage: Eukaryota; Metazoa; Arthropoda; Insecta; Diptera; Syrphidae
Product: luciferin 4-monooxygenase-like
Exons: 5
Coding region: 122-1723 (533 amino acids)
Biological process (GO): fatty-acyl-CoA biosynthetic process; long-chain fatty acid metabolic process
Molecular function (GO): long-chain fatty acid-CoA ligase activity
Source: RefSeq, a predicted model, not a curated record